GAAAAAAAAAAUACGUUAGUGCCGCAUUAUUAAAAGCCCUAAAUUACAAUUACAGUGUUUAUAAAUUCACUUAAAAUCAAGUUUAUUGUAUAGUUUUUAAUAAAAUAUCUGCAGCAACAAUUUGCUGACCAGAUAAAAUUUAUUUUUUGACACAUACUAGAGUAAUAGCAACAAUUAAUAAAUAAAACAAAGUUUCCCGCCCGCCAUGGAGACCUUAAAAAUCUACUCCGACGCGUUGGAAGUAGCGGGAAAGAUGAUCGACAAGCAUGUGGUGAUAGACAACAAUUACCCGUCAUUAAUAAACUUAAUGAGAUACUCAGUGCAAGGUGGUCCUACCGUAAGUGGUUUAGACGACUACGACUACCCCAACCUAAGCAGCAGCGCUCUAAAUAUCAGCAGUCUUAACCAAAUAAAAGUCCACAGCAAAGUGCCUCUGCCUUCCGAAGUAAUGGAGCACUUUAGCCACAUGCAGUGUCACUGUAUGAUGGGGCUGUUCACUGAGAUUUCCAAAGCCUGGUUAACAAUCGACAGUGACAUUUACGUCUGGUCUUACGAGAAUGAAUCAGACGUGGCUUACUUCGACGGACUUAACGAGACAAUCAUCAGCGUUGGUCUCGUCAAACCUAAACCCGGAAUAUUUCAAAACUACGUCAAGUAUCUUCUGGUGCUGACGACAACUGUCGAAAUCACAGUUUUAGGUGUCACGUUGAUGGACAAAAGCGACGGAACUCAGGGAGAGAUCCAGCUAGUACCCGAGCCUAUUUUCACAGUGACCACCGACGGAGUUGCAAUUACCACAAUAGCAAACACCAACAGCGGUAGAAUAUUCCUCGGAGGUCGCAAUGGAAGUCUCUAUGAAAUCCACUACCAAGCGGAGAGCAGCUGGUUCGGGAAGCGCUGCAAGAAAGUGAAUCACUCCGAAGGACCUUUAUCAUUUCUAGUUCCCUCAUUCGUAGCUGUGGCUCUAUCAGAAGAGGAAGCGAUAGUCCAAAUCAGCGUAGACGACUCAAGAAAUAUUUUAUACACUCUUGGAGACAAAGGGACCAUCACAGUCUGGGACAUUGACGCAGGAGCUUCAAAAAUAACAACUCUCUCCCAGUCUUCUCUCGUCCAGAACACAGUCCACGUGGUCAAGACUCUAGACAGCAAUAAUUUCCGACCUCUGGUCAGCAUCUCAGCAAUUACCGAGUCCGAAUCAGUCCAUGUUAAUCUAGUAGCGGUCGCAGCAACUGGUACCAGGUUUUACUUCACUUGCACAUCAGUAACAAAUCCAGGAACUCGUCCUCAAUGCUUGCAGUUAGUUCAUGUACGUUUACCGCCAGGCUAUGCUGCUAACGCGCCGGUGAUGCGCCCCCGGAAGGUCCAGAUGGCUCAUUACAAAAAAGGAACGCUAAUUUUAGUCUGCGGUGGCGAGGUAGAGACUGCUUGGUGUCUUAGUAAUGAUGCUUAUCCAUUUACAAAUUACUUAGCGGAGACUCAGAGUAUUUUACCGUUUGACAGCCCGGCCUGGGCCAUGGCGGAGAUCCCCGGAGAGCCUGCGAUUCACAUCGACAAGCAGGCCAUGCAUGACCCGCCGCUGCUGGUCCGGCAACAUAUGGAGCCUCCGAGGAAGUUUAUCUUUUUAACAGCGCAAGGCGCUGUUAUUUUAGUCCAGCUCCGGCCGGUUGAUAUUCUCCGCCAGCUUUUGUUAGAGCAACGCGGGCCUGAUACUGAAUUAGUCAGGGAUUAUUUUCUGAGUCAAAGUCCCGAGCAAGCUUGCGCGACUUGCUUGAUUCUCGCGACUCUGGAGAGCACGCAGAAUGCUCAGUUGUCUGAGUGGGCCACCAGAGCUUUUUUUUUGUACGGAAGUCAGAGGAAUGUUAAUCAAAAUAUGGAUCUUUAUGGAUUUAAUGUCUGUACUUCGACUCCUAGAUUGGGGAAUUUUGAUAUUCUUCCAGGACAUUUUAGGAAUCAUCCAAUGGGAAAUCAAAGCUACCAGCAGGAAUUUUCAGCGAAGCACGAGGGGCUUUAUUUGUACAUCGGAAGAAUUUUGAGACCAAUUUGGAAUAUCAGGUGCAUUAAAAGCGAGAUUGCUAAUAAUAAAACUCUAAUUACAAGCACUGUUUCUUCGAUUCAAGUCGGAUGGAUUUUAGGACAUCUUCAAGCUUUAAGAGCGUUUUUAAAUAAAAAUACUCAUAUUUCUAAGCAUCAUAACAACACUUCGAGGAAUAUUACUGAUGGGUUUGAUAAUUCGCUUACUCAGUACCAAGAACCGAUGGUUGAAGAAAGAAAUUCUCUUGAUGCAUUGAAAAUAUUUAUUACACAUGCGUGUGAAGUUCUGGGGCUUUGGAAAAUUCUCUGUGAAAAUCAGUUGCAUAAUAUUGUUAGUUCUUUAUCAAAAGAUCAGGUUAAUCAGUUCUCUACUGCGACUUUCAGGGAUUUAAUAUUAAUUGGCCAUGAAAUUUCUUCUCUGCUAAUUCUGCAUCUUAUAGACAGUUAUCUGGGUGAUAAUGCGUCGAUUGAUACUGUGAGUGCGAAACUUAGGGAAGUUUGUCCGAAUUUGUAUAAAAGUGAAGACGCUGUUUGCUCGAAGGCUAAUGAAAUUAUUCUUAAAGCUAAAAAUUGUACUAACCCGGAGGAAAAAGAAUCUUGUUUGCAGUCAGCUCUUAAAUUGUGUAAAACAGUAGCGCCGAGGUUGAAUUUGUCAGCCGUGUGCCAGCAGUUUGUAGCUUGUCAUUUCUACACCGGGGCGUUGGAACUUUGUCUCUGCUGCGCGGAAAAAAGCGAUCCGAAUAAUGCAGCUAUGCAUUAUUAUAAAAAUAAUAAACCUCCAGAGGAUCAAGAGGGUUUUUUGGCGUACUCAAGGCGGCAAGAUAUUUAUAAAGAAAUUACGAUUAUGUUGGAUUGUCUUUAUAAUCAGAGUAUGUCUAAUCCGUUGACUCCGACUGUUCCUAGCAAGCCUGGACCUCCUACUUAUAAUACGACUACUGCUGUUGCUCCUGCUAAACAAAUUCUCCACGAAAUAAUUGACGACGCCCUCCACAGUCCCUGCGAGGUUCUCCACGAGUCAGUCUACAACUGGAUGAAAGACAAAGGCCUCGACGGCGAACUAGUAGCACUAGCAGCUCCAUCCCUCGAAGCUUACUUAAUCCGCAAUAACAACCCCGAACUACUCUGGCAGUUUUACGAAAGGAACAAAAAUCACGCUGCGGCAGCUCAAAUCUUGGACUCUUUAGCAACAAAGCCAGACCCAGAAGUACCUUUAGCUCAGCGAGUAAAAUAUCUAGCACGUGCUGUCGUCUGCAUGCGCAGCGACCAAGCCGGCUACGCGCCCUAUUUAGGAGUCUUCUUGCGCGAGCUAGAAGACAAAGUCGAGGUAGCUAGGAUCCAACAGCAAAUACUGACCACAAUAACCAACCAACACCGCCUUUACGAUCCAAUGACCGUCAAGGACGCCAAGCUGCGCUUGAACUCGUCUCUCCUGGACAUCACUCAGCUGUACGAAGACUACGCAGAUCCUCUGCAGCUCUGGGAGUGCAAGCUUGCAAUUAUUCACUGCUCUGGUCACCAAGACGCCAUGCUGGUCCAAGGAAUCUGGAGCAACAUCAUCGACAACGAGCUGAAAAAUUCUUUCUCACUCUCUCCGGAAGACAAAAUCACUGUAGUGAUGAGCAAGAUUAAAAUUCUGGGCCAGGAAUAUUCUGGAACUCCAAAUUGUUUUCCUCUGGACUAUUUAAUUAAAGAAUUAGAAAUUAGAGCUUGCAGGCUCCAAGUUUCUAACACUGAGAUCAUCACCGGGUUCUUGCAGCUGGGUGUUGCUGUUGAAGACCUCAUGGAGAUCUACGACAAAUUGAACACCGGGAACAACCGGAUUUGGUUGAACGAAGGCAACGAGUUUCAUUUAAUUGACUCUACUGCUAAUCUUGUGACUUAUUUCACAACUAAUACCAAUAUCGGAAACAGUUUUGUACGCAGAAAAGUUAUUACCAAGUGCCAGGACAUUAUUUCUAAAUGUCUCACUACUCUCUUCAGUAAACCUAACAGUGAUGAAUUAAUUUCAAGACUUAGGUCCAUUCAAAGUGUUCUUAAUAGAUUGUAAAAUUUAAUUUAAAUUAAACUUGAAUUUUGAA
Cotesia glomerata is the source of this 4109-nucleotide messenger RNA. It is a transcript of the gene Nup154, whose product is annotated as nuclear pore complex protein Nup155. Gene Ontology annotation, cellular component: nuclear pore; nuclear pore inner ring. The record is from RefSeq and is a predicted model, not a curated record. Lineage: Eukaryota; Metazoa; Arthropoda; Insecta; Hymenoptera; Braconidae. The coding region runs from base 206 to 4078 and encodes 1290 amino acids. The transcript has 4 exons. Gene Ontology annotation, molecular function: structural constituent of nuclear pore. Gene Ontology annotation, biological process: transcription-dependent tethering of RNA polymerase II gene DNA at nuclear periphery; protein localization to nuclear inner membrane; protein import into nucleus.